Saccostrea cuccullata (small rock oyster) is the source of this 3556-nucleotide messenger RNA. RefSeq names its product syntaxin-binding protein 1-like. Gene Ontology annotation, cellular component: secretory granule; plasma membrane. The record is from RefSeq and is a predicted model, not a curated record. Gene Ontology annotation, biological process: intracellular protein transport; vesicle-mediated transport; neurotransmitter secretion. The coding region runs from base 8 to 1846 and encodes 612 amino acids. The transcript has 17 exons. Gene Ontology annotation, molecular function: syntaxin binding. Lineage: Eukaryota; Metazoa; Mollusca; Bivalvia; Ostreida; Ostreidae.
AUUCAAGAUGUCGCUCAAACAGGCAGUUCACGAAAAGAUUAUGUCAGAUGUUGUCCAAGCGGUGAAAAAGAACGGAGAAUGGAAAGUGAUGAUUGUAGAUCAGCUGAGUAUGAGGAUGAUAUCAGCAUGCUGCAAGAUGCACGAGAUUAUGUCAGAGGGAAUAACAUUGGUUGAAGAUAUAAAUAAGAGAAGAGAAAGACUGCCUAAGCUGGAUGCUGUUUAUUUGAUAACACCAACAGAUAAGUCGGUUAAUUUACUGAAGCAAGAUUUUAGCCACCCCACCAACACCCAGUAUAGGUCAGCACAUGUUUACUUUACAGAAGCCUGUCCAGAUGUUCUUUUCAAUGAAUUGUGCAAGUCAACAGCUGCUAAAUACAUAAAAACUCUUAAGGAAAUUAACAUAGCUUUUCUCCCAUAUGAAUCACAGGUCUAUCACCUGGAUUCUGCGGAGACAUUCCAGUAUUAUUAUAAUCCUCUCAGACAGUCCGGGAGGACCAUGAACCUAGAACGCUGUGCUGAACAGAUAGCUACGCUGUGUGCCACACUCGGAGAGUACCCCAGUGUCAGAUAUAGAAGUGACUUUGACAGGAAUGCAGAGUUUGCUCAGAUGGUACAGCAGAAGCUGGAUGCCUACAGAGCUGACGAUCACACCAUGGGAGAGGGACCACAAAAGGACCGAUCUCAGCUUCUAAUUAUAGACCGAGGAUUUGAUCCAAUCUCCCCUCUACUUCAUGAACUGACAUUUCAGGCCAUGGCUUAUGAUCUUUUACCAAUUAUUAACGAUGUUUAUAAGUAUGAUAAUACAAGUGGUGAAAUUCACGAGAAAGAGGCUCUCCUUGAUGAAAAUGACGAGUUAUGGGUCGGUCUGAGACAUCAGCACAUCGCAAUUGUAUCACAGCAAGUCACAAAGCAAUUAAAACAAUUCGCACAAGACAAACGGAUGAAUGACGGGGAGAAGGCUAACAUUCGAGAUCUGUCGCAGAUGUUGAAGAAGAUGCCUCAGUAUCAGAAGGAACUCAGUAAAUACUCCACACACCUCCACCUGGCAGAGGACUGCAUGAACAAAUACCAGAAACACGUAGAUCGACUGUGUAAAGUGGAACAGGACCUGGCCAUGGGAACAGAUCCUGAGGGGGAGAAGAUCAAGGAUCACAUGAGAAACAUUGUACCAAUUCUUCUAGACCAGAACAUUAUGGCUUACGACAAAGUCCGCAUCAUUCUGCUCUACGUCAUCCACAAAGGAGGAAUAACAGAGGAAAACCUGGCUAAGCUAGUGCAACAUGCCCAGAUUCCUAUGGAUGUGAAGUGUAUCAUAAAUAACAUGCAGAACCUGGGUGUCCCCAUCAUUCAGGAUAUAGUUGAAACAGAAAAGAAAGACAUAAAAAAUAAGUUGAAAAAGGCCCUGGUACCGGGAGGAAGGAAGAAGUCCCAGCCCUACCAACCAUUUAACAGGAAAACCAAGAUUGCGGAGAACACAUACCAAAUGUCCCGCUGGACUCCCUAUGUCAAGGACAUCAUGGAGGAGGCUGUAGACGAUAAGCUGGACUCCAGACAAUUUCCCUUCUUGUCAGGCGGGGCCCCAAGAUCUGCGGGGGGAUACAGAGGGCCACCAAUCAGUGCUAGAUAUGGACACUGGCAUAAAGACAAAAGCCAGGCAGGCUACAAAAGCGGACCACGGCUAAUUAUUUUCAUCAUUGGGGGUGUAUCAUACUCAGAGAUGAGGUGUGCAUACCAGGUGACACAAGCGUGUAAGAACUGGGAGAUCUUAAUUGGAUCCACCCACUUACUGACCCCUGAAGGAUUCCUAGAGGACUUGAAGACCUUAUCCAACACUCCUGGCAACUGACCAUCUCCUGUUUUCUGUCAAUGAGUGGAGAAGGAUUGGUGUAACCUGCACUGAACAAGCAUCUCUGUUCAAUUAUGCUGCCAUUGUUUACUAUCACUUUGUGAAAAAGAACAACAAAAAAAAAACAUGCGUCAUUCGCAAGUAAACUUAAAGGUCUCUAUGAAAAAGUUAAAUGAAAUUCAAAGAUUUAAUUUAUUAAAAGUGAUUAAACAAAGAUGGGUGUGUAUUAUAUUUGUAGAGUACCUUAGUCCAUUGUAUUUAUUAGAUUUUAGCCCAAAGUCUGUCAUGUGGAUUCUGUACAAAUAUUAUCAUUAUGAAUUUGUAAUUAUUUGCAAUUACAGGAAAAUUUCUGUAGAAAUGUCAGUCUUUUAUUCAUAGAAAGGAAUUGGUUAAAUAAAACCAAAGCAAUAUAAAAUAUAUUACAAUUGUUAGCAUUUUUUCUCACUUUAUUGUUUUGUUGCAUUAUGUUACUCGUAUAUUAGACAUACAAUUUGUAUAUAGAUGACAAUUUGUUAUUGCAUUAUUUUCUGAUAAUUUAUGUACUGUACUUUGUAUUAUGAUAAUUGUCUGUGUAGAGUCUUAUGUGCAAUAUUGAUUUUUCUUCAUUUUUUCUACACAGAUUUAUAUAAAGCACCAAAAUACUCUGCAGUAGAAAGCAGCAAUGUUUGUUGUUAUGUUCAUCUCUGUUUUGCAUUUUAAAAGGUUUUCAUGCUGAUGGUAGAUUGAUGCUUUUAUUUAGUGAUAGAUGUACGUAUGGGGAUUAAUAUACAGUUAAACUUGACUAAUCUGGACCCGUGGUUCCAAAGGGGGUAACAUUCUGAAUUAGACAACAUUAAAGUUUAUAACACAUUAGACAAGACUUUGGAUUACACAAAAUCCGGAUAAGGCAAGUUUUACUGUACAAGCUGACAUGGAAUAGAUGCAGCACAUAGUUCAAAUCUUGUCACAAGAAAUGUUCAGCUAUUUCAUUUGACUAUUUUUAUGCUAUCAUUUUAUUCCAAUAUCUCAUUACUGCUUUCAUGUGAUAUUUUUGAGCAAACUUUUUGACAAUCUCAGUCACAAUUAUUUAUUGUGAUUUAUUGUCAAAGGCAUUCAUUGUAGCUGCUUCAGCAUAAUUAUUAUACUUACUUAUUGAAUGUUGAAAACCCAAGAUAGUGUGUUCUCUUAAAAUGUAUAGUGAGUUAAACUUGUUUCUUGCAAACCUAGUUAUUGUGAACUACUGUUUUAAAGAUUUGUUAAGGUCAGCUGAUUUUUUGCUAUAGAAAUAUUUUUCUGGAAAAGCAAUAUUUACAAUUUUAAAACAAGUGUAGAUAAGUUGAUGUACGAUAUAGUGCUCUAUCUUACAAGCUGAUUUAGGGAGAUAUUUCAAAGUUUCAUUUAGAAAAUUAUUUUGGAUAUCUGAAAAAAAAAAUCUAAAUAAAAUACAUGUAUUCUUUAUUAAAUAAUCAAUAGAAAUGAUAUAUUUCAUCUGAUAUUCAUUUGAAAUGUUUUGAACAUUGUGCAAUGCAAAGAAAAACUUUCUUUCAUUCUGAUUCCUUUGUCAUAAUUUAUGCUGUUGAAUUUGACCAUUUCCUACCAUGUAACAGGGGUUUGUCUCCAUCAAAGAGAAAGAACCUUUGAGAAAUCCUCCUGAAGCAGUUUUUUUUUUUUUUACAUUCCUUGAGUGUACAAUGUUGUGGCCAAUGAAAUAAUAAAUUAACGAAUAUGUAA